Messenger RNA from Carassius carassius (crucian carp), 1592 nucleotides. RefSeq names its product grass carp reovirus (GCRV)-induced gene 2p (gene gig2p). Gene Ontology annotation, cellular component: cytoplasm. The record is from RefSeq and is a predicted model, not a curated record. The transcript has a single exon. Lineage: Eukaryota; Metazoa; Chordata; Actinopteri; Cypriniformes; Cyprinidae. Gene Ontology annotation, molecular function: NAD+ poly-ADP-ribosyltransferase activity. Bases 922 to 1563 code for a protein of 213 amino acids.
UCUCCCUAAAGAAGGCGGGUGUACACUGUUUGAUUGACAUUACAUUACGGUAUUUUACAUUUAAAAAGUGUGACCGCUUUAAAUAAUUAAACGAAAACAUGAUGAAUAACACUCUCUGACAUUCUUUGAUUACUUAAGUUGAAAAACUCUAUUUUAAUUUAUCGUAUAAAUAUUUGUUUUACUCCAUGAGCAAACCAAGAAGGGCGUGUUUAAGAAGAAAUUGAAAGUGAAAGGUUAGAUUUAAAGGUAUAUCCGAAAAAGAAAGUUUAGACGCGUAGUUUCAGGUCAUUUCUUUUUUACUUGCGAGAAGUAGGCCUAUUUUAAGGUAAGUUUGUUUCCUUCAGAACAACAUAAUGCUUCCUUUAGAAUAAUAUAGGCCAUAAUCAAUAUGUUAAACAUCUAAAUUACAUAUUUUACACGAACAAUAUAUUGGAAGUUCUGGCGAAUUGUUAAUGUUUACACAUAAUUCAGUUCAAAAUUCAAAACUUGAACUAUAUAGCAGAAGUCAAAAGGACAGACUGUAUUUACCAUUGAAAGAUUUGGAACAACUUUACAGAAUUUCUGUUUCAUUUCAAAAAUGUUGAUUUGUUUGUCAUAGCCUAAAUGAUUAAUGAAGUUAUGACUAGUGAAAUUAGUAAAAAGUUUCCUUACCAAAGUAAAAUUCAUUUCUUUGGAACAAUAAAACUUCAUUUUAGACCAGGUAGAUGUUGUAGUUUAGACACAAUGAAGCAGCUAAAAUAUAGUUUUGAUUUGUUUAACAUUUUUAGUCACUUACAUACAUUUUCAUACUUUCAGUUGUAUUAUUUCAUGGUUAUGAUGGGACUAGUAUUCUAAAAUAUACAAAAUACCAAUAAAGUUGCAAUAUAAUAUUGUAUAUUAUAUUAUGGUUACAUUUAAUCCACAGAAGAUACCAAAAUAAGGAUGGCAUCCAUCCCUUUCUAUGGCUGGGAAGCAUUUUAUGAUGAAGAUCGUCAUCUUCAGGCAGACCAGGCACCCAAAUCAGGCAGUCUCUACACCAUGUAUCACGGCACCUCUGUUCAAACAGCUCGUCAGAUCAUAACAACAGGCUUCAGACAAUCAGCAGAUGGAAUGCUGGGACCUGGAGUUUAUGUGAGCCGUGACCAGAAGAAAGCAGAGCGCUAUCCUCUGAGAUCCCUACCUACUGAUAGAAUAGUGCUUAAAUUAAGCGUUGACUGUGGAAAAGUCAAAAAAAUAGAUAAGGACAACCAUCCUCUACAGAAGACCUGGCAUAGUCAGGGCUAUGACACUGCCUGGGUGCCUCCUAACUGUGGCAUGAAAUCUGUGCCUAGCGGUCUAGAAGAGGACUGUGUCUAUGACCCACAGCGUAUCGAGGUCACAGAUAUUGCUCUUGCACCCAACACGACCAUCUUAAAUGAACUCAAACAGCUCAUUGCUCAAAACAAGAAGAGGCCAUCUAAUUCGAACACUUUAGGUACUUGUACAGUGUGCAAGUUCAAACUAGGGCCUGCUCAUAGUGUACAGUCAUGCUGGGGGUGUGGGGAGACUAUCUGCGCUCUCCUUACCAAACAUGUGUGCGGUUAACAAACUUGUCAGGUAAUCACGACGGAUGC